AUGGCUCCGUAUGAAGCCUUGUAUGGACAGAAGUGCCAAUCUUCGCUUUGUUGGUAUGAAUCUGGUGAAGCAAGUGUUUUAGGUCCUGAGGUAAUAGUAGAGACUACCGAGAAUAUUAACAAGAUUUGUGCAAGGAUUCUAACUGCUCAGAGUCGACAGAAGAGCUACGCGGACCAAAGAAGGAAACUACUAGAGUUUGAAGUGGGAGAACAUGUAUUUCUUCGGGUGACACCGACAACUGGGAUUGGAAGAGCAAUUAAGACCAAGAAGUUGAACCCAAUAUAUAUAGGACCGUUUGAGAUUCUGAAGAGAUUUGGGCCGGUAGCGUAUAAAGUUGCCUUGCCACCUCAUCUGUCUAACCUGCAUGACAUAUUCCACAUGUCACAACUCCGUAAGUACACGUCGGAUGUGGCUCAUGUGCUGGAGCCUGAGUCAGCUGAGUUGAAGGAGAACUUAACUUUCCAAGUAACGCCAGUGAGGAUCGAUGACAUUAAUGUGAAAAAACUGCGAGGAAAGCAUGUUCCAUUGGUUAAUGUUGCUUGGGAGCGAGCAGGAGUUGAAAAGCACACUUGGGAAUUGGAGUCUGAAAUGCGAAAGGAUUUUCCCAAGAUUUUCUCAGAGUUGAAUGGGGAUUAG
This is a messenger RNA of Arachis ipaensis, 636 nucleotides long. RefSeq lists its product as uncharacterized. The record is from RefSeq and is a predicted model, not a curated record. Lineage: Eukaryota; Viridiplantae; Streptophyta; Magnoliopsida; Fabales; Fabaceae.